Molecule: messenger RNA, 300 nt
Organism: Plasmodium relictum
Lineage: Eukaryota; Apicomplexa; Aconoidasida; Haemosporida; Plasmodiidae
Product: conserved Plasmodium protein, unknown function
Exons: 5
Coding region: 1-300 (99 amino acids)
Source: RefSeq, a predicted model, not a curated record
AUGGCUUUAAAAAAAAUUUAUAAUGGCCAUUUUCGUAGAAUACCAUCAAGCGGAAAAAUUGAAAAAAGCUUUUCUACUGAUAAAAAUGUUGAAAAAUCAAAUGAAAAUCAAACUAAAAAAAAGGAUUAUGGAGUUGUAGAUAACAUCAUAUAUGGAGCAGGUAUAGGCGUAGGAGCAGUAGGAUUAGCUCUUGCAAUAAUAAGUUCAACUGUUAUUGCCUCCACUUUACUAUUUUCUACAUAUUUUUGUGUAAAUACAUGUAACGUAAAAGAAGACGAAAUAAAAAGUGGAUAUCAAUAG